This is a messenger RNA of Gadus macrocephalus (Pacific cod), 1769 nucleotides long. RefSeq lists its product as uncharacterized. The record is from RefSeq and is a predicted model, not a curated record. The transcript has 2 exons. The coding region runs from base 98 to 1621 and encodes 507 amino acids. Lineage: Eukaryota; Metazoa; Chordata; Actinopteri; Gadiformes; Gadidae.
ACUACCGUUUACAUCCAAAGGAAGAAGAAGACGACGGCGAAGAAGAAGAAGGGUUUGUUGUGAUUAACUUCUAUCUGGUGGUAGAAGUGUUUCUACCAUGGGAAGACACUGCUGCGUCACGAGCUGUCGCAGUUAUACGGCGAGUGGCCGCACAGUGAACGGCCUCAGCUUUUUCAAGUUCCCUGCGUGGAAGAAGACGGAGGGAGGGAAGGUGGCCGAGAUCACCAAGAGGCGGCGGAUGGCUUGGGUGGCCGCCGUGAGGAGAGCCAACAUCACGUUCAACUACGCCCCCGCGUCUAUGAAGGUCUGCUCAAGGCAUUUCCAUACUGGAAAACCAGCUUAUGAGAUGUUCGAGUCCCAUCCAGACUGGGCACCGUCGUUGAACUUGGGGCACGAUGAAGCAAACGCUGCGGAGACAGAGCAGUCCGUCCGGCACACGAGCAAAGCAGAGUUGAGACCUAUAGCGGCGGACGACCCUGAACCAACCGAGGACCACCCAGAACCAGCCGAGAACCGCACAGACCCAGUCGGGAACUACGCAGAACCAGCCUCGAUCAUAGUGGAACUAACUGAAGAAGCAGCUGGCGAGGCUGGAGGUGGACCUGCGCCAAAGGAGAUGAUUGAGUGUGACUUUUGUGGGUACCGGCGUGCUGAAAUAAACCGCCUGUUGAAAGAGAACCGGGAACUUAAGUGUGCACUUGCAAAGCGGAAUAUGGAUGAAGAAUCCCUGAAAGAGGAUAAUAUGAAAGUGAAGUACUACACUGGACUUCCAUGCUUUGGCCUUUUGAUGAGUAUGCUUUCGACUGUUAUGCCGUGUCUCCCCACGUCGGUCCGAACUUUGACACCUUUUCAGAUGGUUUUUUUAACUCUCAUGCGCCUGAGGCUAAACCUGCCACUCCAACACCUUGCGUACAUCUUUCACGUAGACAAAAGAGUGGUUGUAACCAUAUUUAACACAACAAUAAAUGCUUUACAUUCACAGCUUAGCCCUUUAGUGAGUUGGCCAAAUAGAGAGCAUCUGCGUCAAACUAUGCCUCCCCAGUUUAUGAAGGCCUUUGGGGACCGUGUCGUGGUUAUUUUGGACUGUUUUGAAAUAUUCACUGAAGGAGCCUCCAAUCAGAGAGCGCCGUUUUUUUACAACAAACACACCAACACCGUGAAGUACCUUAUUGGUAAAACACCACAAGGAGCGAUAUCAUUCAUUUCCAAGGGGUGGGGGGGGCAUGUCAGUGACAAAUAUGUGACUGAAAACAGUGGCCUUAUCGAUUCAUUGUUGCCUGGGGAUUUGGUGUUGGCGGAUCGAGGCUUUGACAGUGUUGGACUGAUUUGUGCCGAGGUGACGACGCCAGCGGACCCAAACGGGCCACUUCAGUUCGAUACUAAAGACGUGAAGGAAAUACGGCCAAUAGCUCACCUCAGGACCCAUGUCGAGAAGAUGAUUGGCACCAUACGCAACAUGUACACGAUGCUAUGCGGGCCUAUACCCAUGAAAAUGGCCCAAGUGUGCCAGGGGGAGGAGCUUACCUUUCUGGACAAGAUGGUGACUGUCUGCUGUGUCUUGACCAUCAUGUAUCCCAGUGGGCUUGUAGACCCAACUAGUUAUUGUGCUGAGCCGGUGUAGAUUUUUGAAGUGUUUUUUAAGAAUAGCAUUUUUUUUAUUAAAAGUGUAUUCCAUAAAAUUUGCAAUGUCAUUUAUUGAGACACAGUUUGGAUAUAGUAUUUAUAUAAGAUCUUGAAAUAUGCUAUUAAAUGGUACGCUUGUUAUUACA